CACAAGCGCCCUGAUUACUUCUCUUACUUUCCUCUCUUCUCUGAGUUUUGGGAUGUAGCGGUCGUGUGGUCACUGGCAAAUACCAUGCCACUUUAGAUCAAAUAGAUGUUCACAUGUUUAUUCUAAACAAUUUAAGUCGUGUCAUUGGCAGAGCGAGGUAUCGUAUUUUACAACCAUUGCUAGCGACCUAGCAAUGGCCUCCAAAUCCGAUCAUCUCCUCAUCGUUGUUUCCAUUCUCGAAGGUCGUCACUUUCCAAAGAUCCCUCGCCAGACCUUAACAGUGCAGGCAAAGUUUGAUGGAGAACAGCUGUUCACAGACCCUGUGGACCACCGGGAACAGCCACAGUUCUGCACUGAGUUGGCGUGGGAACUGGACCGCAGGACUCUGCACCAGCACAGACUUCAGCGGACUCCCAUCAAGCUGCAAUGUUUUGCUGUAGACUCCACUACGAGCCAAAGAGAGUGUGUCGGUUAUAUCAUUCUCGACCUACGAUCAAUAACAGAAGUAAAACAGCCCCCAAAGUGGUUCCCCUUGCUCAGCAGCAAGUACACCAAGCUGAAGCCAGAGCUGCUGUUGGCCAUGGUGCUGGAGAACGACGAGAAGCAAAACCCUGAGGCACCAAAGCCAAGAGAAGCACCACCAAGACAAGGGAAAAAUAGUUCUCUGGUAGCGAUGGGGAAGCUGCAGCUGGUCCUGAAUGAAGAGGAGGGCUACCAUCAGCUCGGCAACGCUGACAGCUGCACAGACAUGUUUGUCCUCUCCGUCACAGUAGCCUGUGCAUCCAAAUUAGAGCAGCUAAUAGGGCAGACAACUCGGCUGUCCACGGAGGGCACAGACUUCUUCUUCUACUACACCCUUUUUGGAAACGACAUCACAAGCGAGCCUUUCCAGAACGUGGUGACGCCCAGUUUCGAGCCGGAGAGGGCCUCCGUACGCAUCCGCAGUAACGAGAAGGUCCUGCGCACCUACCUCAGUCAACAGCCCAAUCUAGAGAUUCACUUGUGCUGUGGGAGCCACUCUCUGGGCAGUGCUGAGGUGUCUCUCUCCACUCUAGGCCUGACCAGUACCCCUCUGAGUACCCAUCAAGCCACCGUGGAGGGGGCCUUCGUCCUCCACCCCCAAGGCCAGUCCAAGCCUAAUCCCCCCUCUGUACCCACUGAUCUGCAGCCCACCGUGGGGGUUUCGGUCACACUUAGGAAAGAGACAGCGCCGCCCCAGGAAGCUGGGAAUGCACAUCAGAUGGUCCAAGGGGCUGAGGCGACCGACGAGCGUCCUUUGUCACCUGUUCUACCACCAGCCAUGGCAGCUGGGCCGUCUGCUGGGCCCCCUGCUCCAGCUACGCUUGCUCCACGGUCGGGUUCACCCUCACCUUGCCCUCCUCCAGGCGGUGGCAGCCCUGGUCACAGGUUGGGUGGUGUGACCAAUGAAGCGGUCCAUACAGAGAGUGAUGCAGAGAGCCUGCGGGGGGAAGAGGAAGAGGAGGAAGAUGAGGAAGAGCAGCUGCCAAGGACAAACCUGCUGCCUGAGGCGUGCCCCUCCACUUCAGUUGCUCCUCCCACACAGAGUUAUGCAGAAGGAGACCCCCAGGGCUCCGUGUCUGUGUCUGCUCCAAAGGUGGCCAUUCCCCCCUCAGCGCACCACUACUGCUUCUCCAUGGACCUGCGCAGUGUUCGCGACCUCAACACAGGCUUCCCAGUCAACUGCACCCUGAGAUAUGCGUACCAGUUUUUUGGCAGUGCCGCCCCCAUCAUGACCAGUCCCCCGGUGGAGGUGAAGAGGGGGACGGAGGUGUUCCUGCCCCAGUCCUACUGUGCCUUUGACUUUGCAGCACUGCCACAGCAACUCCAGGACACUUUCCUCAGGGUGCCCCUGGUGGUGGAUAUGUGGCAUAGGGACGUGAGCUCCAGGGACGUGCUGCUAGGCACCGCCAGCAUCCAGCUGUCCCACCUGCUCACCGCCGAGAGGAGGCGCUUCAUGGGGCCCGCUGGACAGCAGCACUGGAGGCAGAGCCACACACAGAGACUUGCUGUGCUUAAAACACAUGGAUCCAGUGAGAAGGUGGCCGAGCUGAGUUACGUCACCACCUUGGAGGACCUCGGUCUUGUCAGAGACAAAGACAUCCUCGUCUCUGAUUCUUCACUGAGUGGAAAUCCAGUCCAGCCGAUUAGCGGUGGUGCGGUGGCGCCCCCUGCUGCCUCUCAUGGUGGUUUGACUGAGCCACGGGAGACGCCCGAGUACAGAGCUGCGCUGGAGCUGGAGAUGUGGAAGGAGAUGCAGGAGGACCUGUUCGAUGACCAGCUGAAGAGGAGGGAGCUGAGCCACAUGCAGGCGCUGGCUGAGGAGUGGAGGAAGAGGGAUCGGGAGAGAGAAGCGCUGGUCAAGAAAAAGGAGCAAGAGUACAACCUUUUAGAGGAGCAGUUACAGAAGACGCUGGCUGAGCUGGAGAAGAGAGAAAAGAACUUGGCCCAUGCUGAGCUAGAGACACAGCGGCUGCAGCGUGAGCUUCGUGCGGAGCACGAGUUCUCGGUGCGCGAGGUGCAGAACAGCGGGCGACGACUGCGCGAAGACUGCGAACACCAGGUGGAGCUAGAGAGGGCCAAGAUCCGACAGCUGGAGGAGGAGAACGCACGGCUACAGCAGCAG
Molecule: messenger RNA, 2644 nt
Organism: Engraulis encrasicolus (European anchovy)
Lineage: Eukaryota; Metazoa; Chordata; Actinopteri; Clupeiformes; Engraulidae
Product: centrosomal protein of 120 kDa-like
Exons: 17
Biological process (GO): interkinetic nuclear migration; positive regulation of centriole elongation; centrosome cycle
Cellular component (GO): centrosome; centriole
Source: RefSeq, a predicted model, not a curated record